AAGGGGGUUGCUGGGCAGCGAAGGCGCACUUGAGCACAGCAGACGGCUGUCAGAGGUCGGACAAGAAUGGAGUAAUACAGACGAACUAACGAGCUAAGGAGCGAAUGAGCGCCGAGUCGAUAAGUUUAAAGUUGCAAAAUUAAGUGCUGUGUCACGCUAUUAGUAUGGAGUUCGUGUGAAAAUAUAUACAUAUUUACAUAAACAAAAAAUCAGUUGGUUAGUGCUGAAAAAUAUAAUCAAAUAGUAAGAGUCAACCCCAGAAGUUAAGAAAAAAUCACCACCACAAAUUCCACAAAACAGUCAACACACCCACAGGCUUACUUAAUGCUUACACCGCCAGCACUACCACCACCAGCGACCACCGCCACAGUAAGCGACAACAACAUUUCAAACGACAAUACAUUACAUUCAAGAAAAUCGAAUGGCCAUAAAAACAGCAGCAGAUCGUAGUCAGUUGCCAAUGCUGUGUGCUGAAUACUAUUACGUUUAAAAUUUCGUCAUCUGGAAAAGUUGGUCUCCAAAUAGUCAGCUCAACUGCAGCUAAGUCGCUAAGACGUGUUCGCAUUCUGGUCCACACACAAACUUCAAUCAUAUAUGAUUAUCGUUUUGUUAUUAUUGUUUCAAUCACUAUGCUUAUACUGUCAGCGACUUGUCCUGCAUGUACACGAUCGAUGGAUCAAUCCAAAGAACUCACGUCUACUCAAGGAAGCCGCUGAGACAUCCUCAGCUGCUACACGCAAGCUACUGUUAGAGCAAUACCACGCUGGUGGCUUAGAGACCAACAAACAGCCACGCAAACGAAAUAAUCUAACCGCAUGUGGUGGUGAACCCGAUGGACCUGGAGGUAUUUUAGCUGAAGCUUGCCGCUUUUGUGCUAAUAGCCCGCAGGGUUAUUGUCGUCAUCAUUUUCACCUGCAAGAAUUGGAAUUCCAAAAGGUACAUAAGCAACAGCUACAGCAAUCUGCUGGCUAUCCAACAACGCAAAGUCAACCACGUUUCUGGCAGCCACUUUGCGGUGGCAGCAGUUCGACGACGUUGGAGCAUACAUGGGCGCAACGACGGCAGCAGCGUAAAGUAAGUCGCGAGCUGAAGCGAAACUUGAAAAAUCGAUUGAGUGUCGCUACGUCACGGCAACAUCAAACACAACAACAACAAGAGUUGCAGCAAAACCCAAUGCAAAAGCAAUAUCAGCUUCAAAGGCAGUAUUUGAGGCGACUGCAAUAUGAGGAGUUCAUGAGGACAAGAAACGCCGGCAAUAAUAGUGGCAGUAGUAGUUCUAGUAGCGGCAGUCCAUUGUGGGAUACGUCCACCUCAAAUUCAUCCAGCGGCUACCAAUCACCCUUCGCCUCUGUAUACAAUGUAAAUAGUUCUCUCUCUGACAUCGAUACUGCGGACUCAGGUUUAGCCACCUCCAUAGAAAGUGUUGCGUACUAUGGUGUUGAGGAGCCGGAAUCUGCUGAAGAAUUAUCGCCAGCUUUGGCUGUAGAACUAGUACUAGGGCCAGCGAAAUCAUCCACAAUAACAACAACUUACCUUUAAGCGACGACAAACACAAGUUAUACGGAUACGUAAACGGAAAUCUUUUGGUACCCGCACCAUAAACAAUACCAAUAAAAAGUUAACGAACAACAGGCGAACAGAGCGUAUUGAAAACAUCGUUAGCCUAGAAGACGGAAAGACACACACAUAUAAGUGUUCUCAGAAGGAC
Messenger RNA from Zeugodacus cucurbitae (melon fly), 1708 nucleotides. RefSeq lists its product as uncharacterized. The coding region runs from base 595 to 1539 and encodes 314 amino acids. Lineage: Eukaryota; Metazoa; Arthropoda; Insecta; Diptera; Tephritidae. The record is from RefSeq and is a predicted model, not a curated record. The transcript has 3 exons.